GCUUACGUCGCGCGGGAGGCGGAGGCAACGGCUACCUCUGUGGCGGCGGCGGCGGCGGCGGAGGCGCCUACGACGGAGACGGUUGCGCUAGCUUUCUCGGCGUCAUGGCGGCUGCCGGGAGCCGAUAAGCGGCGGGAGCGGGGGCGCGCGCGCGGCCGCGGUGAAGACGACGACUCGUUACUUCUUGCUUUUGCUGACCUCGCCGUUGGUGCUUUAAUAAUGAAUUGAUUGUUGGAUCCGCUCCGCAGGGGAUAGCGCGUUGGAGCCGCGGGCCGGGGCUUCCCCUUCUCCUCCGCGUCCUUCCCCUUCCCUCUCGCCCUCACGGACUCCUGCUUACCCCGAAACCCCCGGAGCCCGAGGACUCUUGGUGGCGGAGACAGCGGGCCCGGGCACAGGGGAGGCCGCCGAUCGAGUUGGCUCUCUCCGCCCCGCGAAGCCUGCACGCCCGCCGGUGAGUCAGAGGGUCCCAGGAAACCUGUGAAUGUUGAAGAAAAUUCAUCUGUGAAUUUUUGAUAUUCAAAGAGGAGUCAGUAUUUAUAUUCGUCUUUUAAACUGGGAAGAUUUAUAUUUUAUUUUAAAACUUCUUGAUAUUUACAAUGAAUGGACACAGUGAUGAAGAAAGUGUUAGAAACAGUAGUGGAGAGUCAAGCCAGUCGGAUGAUGAUUCUGGGUCAGCGUCAGGCUCUGGAUCUGGUUCAAGUUCUGGAAGCAGUAGUGAUGGAAGCAGUAGCCAGUCAGGUAGCAGUGACUCUGACUCUGGAUCUGAAUCGGGCAGUCAGUCAGAGUCUGAGUCAGACAAUUCCCGAGAAAAUAAAGUUCAAGCAAAACCACCGAAAGUUGAUGGAGCUGAGUUUUGGAAAUCUAGCCCUAGUAUUCUGGCUGUUCAGAGAUCUGCAAUGCUCAAGAAGCAGCAGCAGCAGCAACAUCAAGCUUCAUCUAAUAGUGGAUCAGAAGAGGAUUCUUCUAGCAGUGAAGAUUCUGAUGACUCAUCGAGUGAGGUCAAAAGGAAAAAGCAUAAAGAUGAAGAUUGGCAGAUGUCUGGGUCAGGAUCUCCAUCUCAGUCUGGUUCAGAUUCAGAAUCUGAAGAAGAAAGAGAUAAAAGUAGUUGUGAUGAAACAGAAUCUGAUUAUGAGCCAAAAAACAAAGUUAGAAGUAGAAAACCUCAAAAUAGAUCUAAGUCAAAAAAUGGAAAAAAGAUUAUUGGACAAAAAAAGAGACAGAUUGAUUCAUCUGAGGAGGAGGAGGAGGAUGAAGAAGACUAUGAUAAUGAUAAAAGAAGCUCUCGUCGACAAGCAACUGUCAAUAUUAGCUAUAAGGAAGACGAAGAAAUGAAAACAGAUUCUGAUGACCUACUUGAAGUCUGUGGAGAGGAUGUUCCUCAACCCGAGGAAGAGGAAUUUGAAACAAUAGAACGGUUUAUGGAUUGUCGGAUUGGGAGAAAAGGAGCUACUGGUGCUACUACAACCAUCUAUGCAGUUGAAGCAGAUGGUGACCCAAAUGCAGGAUUUGAAAAAAACAAGGAACCAGGCGAGAUCCAGUAUUUAAUUAAAUGGAAAGGAUGGUCACAUAUCCACAAUACUUGGGAGACAGAAGAAACCCUUAAGCAGCAGAAUGUUAGAGGAAUGAAAAAAUUAGAUAAUUAUAAGAAAAAAGAUCAGGAAACAAAAAGAUGGUUGAAAAAUGCUUCUCCAGAAGAUGUGGAAUAUUAUAAUUGCCAGCAAGAACUUACAGAUGAUCUCCAUAAGCAGUAUCAAAUAGUGGAGCGAAUAAUUGCUCAUUCAAAUCAAAAGUCAGCUGCUGGCUAUCCUGAUUAUUAUUGCAAAUGGCAGGGCCUUCCGUACUCAGAGUGCAGCUGGGAAGAUGGAGCUCUCAUUUCCAAAAAGUUUCAGGCGUGCAUAGAUGAGUAUUUCAGCAGGAAUCAGUCAAAAACUACUCCUUUUAAAGACUGCAAAGUUUUAAAACAAAGGCCAAGAUUUGUAGCCCUGAAGAAGCAGCCAUCCUAUAUUGGAGGACAUGAGGGAUUAGAAUUAAGAGAUUAUCAACUGAAUGGUUUAAAUUGGCUUGCUCACUCUUGGGUCAAAGGAAAUAGUUGCAUACUCGCUGAUGAAAUGGGCCUUGGAAAAACAAUACAGACGAUCUCAUUUCUGAACUAUUUGUUUCAUGAACACCAAUUAUAUGGACCUUUUCUAUUAGUAGUACCACUCUCCACUCUCACUUCCUGGCAAAGGGAGAUUCAAACAUGGGCUUCUCAAAUGAAUGCUGUGGUUUAUUUAGGUGACAUCAACAGCAGAAACAUGAUAAGAACUCAUGAAUGGAUGCAUCCCCAGACCAAACGGUUAAAGUUUAAUAUACUGUUAACAACUUAUGAAAUCUUAUUGAAGGAUAAGGCAUUCCUUGGAGGCCUAAAUUGGGCAUUUAUAGGUGUAGAUGAAGCACAUCGAUUAAAGAAUGAUGAUUCUCUUCUGUAUAAAACUUUAAUAGAUUUUAAGUCCAAUCACCGUCUCCUUAUCACUGGAACUCCUCUGCAAAACUCCCUCAAAGAGCUCUGGUCUUUGCUACAUUUCAUUAUGCCAGAAAAGUUUUCUUCCUGGGAAGAUUUUGAAGAAGAACAUGGCAAAGGCAGAGAAUAUGGUUAUGCAAGCCUCCACAAGGAGCUUGAGCCAUUUCUGUUACGCAGGGUUAAGAAAGAUGUGGAAAAAUCUCUUCCUGCCAAGGUCGAACAGAUUUUAAGAAUGGAAAUGAGUGCUUUACAGAAACAAUAUUACAAAUGGAUAUUAACUAGGAAUUACAAAGCCCUCAGCAAAGGUUCCAAGGGCAGUACCUCAGGCUUUUUGAAUAUUAUGAUGGAGCUAAAGAAAUGUUGUAACCAUUGCUACCUCAUUAAACCACCAGAUAAUAAUGAAUUCUAUAAUAAACAGGAGGCCUUACAACACUUAAUCCGUAGUAGCGGAAAAUUAAUUCUUCUUGACAAACUGUUAAUUCGCCUAAGAGAGCGAGGCAAUAGAGUUCUUAUUUUUUCUCAAAUGGUGCGGAUGUUAGAUAUACUUGCAGAAUAUUUGAAGUAUCGUCAAUUCCCCUUUCAAAGAUUAGAUGGAUCAAUAAAAGGAGAGCUGAGGAAACAAGCUCUAGAUCAUUUUAAUGCUGAAGGAUCAGAGGAUUUCUGCUUUUUGCUUUCCACAAGAGCUGGAGGUUUAGGAAUUAACUUAGCCUCAGCUGACACUGUUGUUAUAUUUGAUUCUGAUUGGAAUCCACAAAAUGAUCUUCAGGCACAGGCUAGAGCUCAUCGAAUUGGGCAAAAGAAACAGGUGAACAUUUAUCGUCUAGUUACAAAGGGAUCAGUUGAAGAGGAUAUUCUUGAAAGGGCCAAAAAGAAGAUGGUUUUAGAUCAUCUUGUGAUUCAACGAAUGGACACAACUGGGAAGACAGUAUUACACACGGGUUCUGCUCCCUCAAGUUCUACUCCUUUCAAUAAAGAAGAGUUAUCAGCCAUUUUAAAGUUUGGUGCUGAGGAACUUUUUAAGGAGCCCGAGGGAGAAGAACAAGAGCCCCAGGAAAUGGAUAUAGAUGAAAUCUUGAAGAGGGCUGAAACUCAUGAAAAUGAACCAGGACCUUUAACUGUAGGAGAUGAAUUACUUUCUCAGUUCAAGGUUGCCAACUUUUCAAAUAUGGAUGAGGAUGACAUUGAGUUGGAACCUGAAAGAAAUUCAAAGAAUUGGGAAGAAAUCAUUCCUGAAGAUCAAAGAAGACGAUUAGAAGAGGAAGAAAGACAAAAGGAACUUGAAGAAAUUUAUAUGCUCCCCAGAAUGAGAAACUGUGCAAAACAGAUUAGUUUCAAUGGAAGUGAAGGGAGGCGCAGUAGAAGUAGGAGAUACUCUGGAUCUGAUAGUGAUUCAGUCUCAGAACGGAAAAGGCCAAAGAAACGUGGAAGACCACGAACUAUCCCUCGGGAAAAUAUUAAAGGAUUUAGUGAUGCAGAAAUUCGGCGGUUUAUCAAGAGUUACAAGAAAUUUGGUGGCCCUCUGGAAAGAUUAGAUGCAAUUGCUCGAGAUGCUGAAUUAGUUGAUAAGUCAGAGACAGACCUAAGACGACUAGGAGAAUUGGUACAUAAUGGUUGCAUUAAAGCUUUAAAGGACAAUUCUUCAGGAACAGAACGAACAGGUGGUAGACUUGGAAAAGUAAAGGGUCCAACAUUCCGAAUAUCAGGAGUACAAGUGAAUGCCAAGCUAGUCAUCUCCCAUGAAGAAGAAUUAAUACCGUUGCACAAAUCCAUUCCUUCAGACCCAGAAGAAAGAAAGCAGUAUAUCAUCCCAUGCCACACGAAGGCAGCUCAUUUUGAUAUAGACUGGGGCAAAGAAGAUGAUUCCAAUUUGUUAAUUGGUAUCUACGAAUAUGGAUAUGGAAGCUGGGAAAUGAUUAAAAUGGAUCCUGACCUCAGUCUGACACACAAGAUUCUUCCAGAUGAUCCUGAUAAAAAACCACAAGCAAAACAGUUACAGACACGUGCGGACUACCUCAUCAAAUUACUUAGUAAAGAUCUUGCAAGAAAAGAAGCUCAGAGGCUUUCUGGUGCAGGAGGUUCAAAAAGGAGGAAAGUAAGAGCUAAGAAGAAUAAAGCAAUGAAGUCUAUAAAAAUGAAAGAGGAAGUAAAGAGCGAUUCUUCUCCCCUGCCCUCAGAAAAGUCUGAUGAAGAUGAUGAUAAGGAUGAGAUCACUUCUGUGAAACAUCCAAAUAAAAAAGUUAAAACAGAAAGAGACAGUGAAGAAAAACCUGAGCCAGAUGUUUGUAUAAAGAAGGAACCAGAAGAAAAGAGGGAAGCGAAAGAAAAGGAAAAUAAAAGAGAACUUAAAAGGGAGAUAAAAGAAAAAGAGGAUAAGAAAGAUAUAAAGGAAAAAGAUUUUAAAGAGAAAAGAGAAAACAAAGUAAAAGAAGCUAUACAGAAAGAAAAAGACAUAAAGGAAGAAAAGUUGAGUGAAUCCAAGUCUGAUAGCAAGGAAAGAUCUAAGAAAUCUUCAGUGUCGGAUGCUCCAGUUCAUAUCACUGCAAGUGGUGAACCAGUUCUCAUAUCUGAAGAAUCUGAAGAGCUAGAUCAGAAGACAUUCAGCAUAUGUAAAGAAAGAAUGAGGCCUGUCAAAGCAGCUUUGAAGCAACUUGAUAGGCCCGAGAAAGGCCUUUCAGAAAGAGAACAACUGGAACAUACUAGACAGUGCUUAAUAAAAAUUGGAGACCAUAUCACGGAAUGUCUGAAAGAGUAUACAAAUCCUGAACAAAUCAAGCAGUGGAGAAAAAACCUGUGGAUUUUUGUAUCUAAGUUUACUGAGUUUGAUGCAAGAAAAUUACAUAAAUUAUAUAAGCAUGCUAUUAAAAAACGGCAGGAAUCUCAGCAAAAUAAUGACCAGAACAGCAACUUGAAUACUCAAGUGAUUAGAAAUCCAGAUGUGGAAAGAUUAAAAGAGAAUACAAAUCAUGAUGAUAGCAGCAGGGACAGUUACUCAUCUGAUAGGCACUUAUCUCAAUAUCAUGAUCAUCAUAAAGACCGACAUCAGGGAGAUUCUUAUAAAAAGAGUGACUCUAGGAAAAGACCCUAUUCUUCUUUUAGUAAUGGUAAAGAUCAUCGUGAUUGGGAUCACUACAAGCAAGACAGCAGAUACUAUAGUGAUAGAGAGAAACACAGAAAACUGGAUGAUCACAGGAGUAGAGACCACAGGUCAAAUUUGGAAGGAAGUUUAAAAGACAGAACUCAUUCUGAUCAUCGUUCUCAUUCAGAUCAUCGGUUGCAUUCAGACCAUCGGUCAAGUUCUGAAUAUACACACCAUAAAUCUUCCAGGGAUUAUAGGUAUCACUCAGAUUGGCAGUUGGACCAUAGAGCUUCCAGUAGUGGCUCUAGAUCACCACUAGAUCAGAGGUCUCCUUAUGGCUCCAGAUCUCCAUUUGAACACUCAAUUGAACACAGAAGUACACCUGAGCAUACCUGGAGUAGUCGGAAAACAUAACAAAAACUGAUAGUGUCUUUCUGGACUUUUCUUUUAGCCAUAUAUCAUAAACCAAUACAGUAAUUGCCUUACAUGACUUGAAAGAUAUAAACAGAUCUUCUAUCAGUAGCAGUAUUGUUACUUCUUUCCAGGAUGCAAGGUCUAUUAUCCCAACAGAAGAGAAACUAUUUUUAUAUUUAAGGAUUAUGCUGCACUGUACUACAAAUAUUGUAGUACUUUUUCUUUUCUUUUUUAAAGAAAUGGAAAAUGUUUACUAUUACAGGGACCUCAACACUGCCCUUCCAUAUAGGCUGGAUAAAACUGUUUUUAAGUCAGUGGUUUUAGACUGACAUCCAUUUAAAUUAUGUUUGUAUAUGAACUUUACUCUGACCUGUGAUCUUGUUUCAGGAAGGAAUGAAAGAGAGUUCUUUUCUUAAUAAAGAAAACACACUCAAGGACUUUAUUCACUUUCCAAAGCUACUUGUUUACAUGUACACUGCGACCACCUUGCCGCUUUUCAUCACAAGCUUGAAUAUUUAAAUUCUGUACUUAUAUCUGUAAAAUAGCCAGGAAUUUCCUGUUUGUGAUCUAUUAUUAUGCCUUUUUACACACACAAACAAUGGCUGUAAAUUACUGUAAAUGUAUUAAAUGAGCUUUCCUUACUUCCUUCCCCUUCUCAGGCUUUUUUUGACUGUUCCUUUCCCUACCAACUCAGGCCUUCUUAUCAUUUAAAAAUAUAUAUAUCAGUGUAAUAACACUUUUUAAUGAUUUGUCUUGAUGGAAUCAUUGUUUAGAAUGUAAAAAAAUGGGGAAAGGGGCCACUUAAUUCCAUUAGUCCUUUUUAUAUUGACUAUUUUAUUAGAUACAUGUUAUUUCUUUCCUUUCCCUUUUUUAGUCAAUAUUGUGUAACAAAAUGGUGAGAUGAUAAUGUAAAAUCUAAACUGCAUGCUCUGGAAACAGUUUUUUCAGAUGCAUUUGGUUUAAAAGGGUAGGUGUAUGAACACUUUCAGAAUCCAAAUGGCCAAAAGUUAUUGUAAAUCCAUUUGUUUUCCUUUUCAUGUGGGCAAUAAUGUCAAAUGUGCUAUGCAGCCAGGUAACAUUUUAGAUAAACUUGAUUGACUUUUAAUAAAAACUGUUACAAUGCACACUGAUUGUAUAUAAAAACCUUAUAUAUGACAAAUUAAAUUUAAGAAAAAGGA
Messenger RNA from Globicephala melas (long-finned pilot whale), 7168 nucleotides. RefSeq names its product chromodomain helicase DNA binding protein 1 (gene CHD1). The record is from RefSeq and is a predicted model, not a curated record. NCBI's taxonomy places the organism in Eukaryota, Metazoa, Chordata, Mammalia, Artiodactyla, Delphinidae. Gene Ontology annotation, cellular component: chromatin; nucleus. Gene Ontology annotation, biological process: regulation of transcription by RNA polymerase II; nucleosome organization. Gene Ontology annotation, molecular function: ATP binding; ATP hydrolysis activity; histone binding.